Molecule: messenger RNA, 1812 nt
Organism: Galleria mellonella (greater wax moth)
Lineage: Eukaryota; Metazoa; Arthropoda; Insecta; Lepidoptera; Pyralidae
Gene: lace
Product: serine palmitoyltransferase 2
Exons: 9
Coding region: 101-1729 (542 amino acids)
Biological process (GO): sphingosine biosynthetic process; ceramide biosynthetic process
Cellular component (GO): serine palmitoyltransferase complex
Molecular function (GO): serine C-palmitoyltransferase activity; pyridoxal phosphate binding
Source: RefSeq, a predicted model, not a curated record
CAGCGUUAUCAUUGCUGAAUGAAAUCUGAGCACGAGUAAUCACCUCACCUCGCCUCAUCAUAGAAACUUCAAUUCAAAUCAGAGUUAGCCACUCUUUAAAAUGAUGGCGGUGGAAACAGUGUGUAGUUCUUUACCAAAUAAUAGUACGGUACAAUUAAAUAAAUUAGAAGAAUGUAAUGGAAAACAAGAAAAAGUAUUAAAUGGAAAAGCCGCCAAUUUUAAAAAUGGAUAUGUGAAAAAUACACAACUAAACAAUGGCACCGGCAAAUUUGCAAAAAGCGACGGAUUGCCACCAAUAGAUUGGACGCAGCAUGAAACAUUCGCCGGAUCAUUCGAGAAGUCCACACUGUUGACAGCGGCUCUAACACACAUAGGCCUUUAUAUACUCAUGUUCCUGGGCUUCAUCAACCAGCUCCUGUUCACACCGAAGGUCGCUACAGAGAAGAACAGAGAGGGCUACGCUCCCCUAUACAACCCAUUCGAGCAGUUCUUCUCUCGGUACGUGUACCGGCGUGUGCAACACUGUUUUAACCGGCCCAUAUGCUCCGCUCCCGAUGCCGAAGUCACCCUCAUGGAGAGGCACUCCGACGACUAUAACUGGACAUUCAGGUUUACAGGCAAGAAGCGCGUGUGCAUCAACCUGGGCUCGUACAACUACCUCGGGAUGAGCAUGCUGGAGCGGGGGCCGGUGGCGGACGCGGUACGGAAAUACGGACUCGCGAUGGCCUCACCUUACGGCGAGCUCGGCCGCUGCGAGCUACACGACAAGCUGGAGGCUGAGAUCGCAGACUUCCUUGGCGUUGAGGCAGCUAUAGUAUUCGGCAUGGGGUUCGCGACGAACACGCUGUCACUUCCCGGGCUGCUGGGGCCGGACGUGCUCGCGUUGAGUGAUGAGAACAACCACUCUUCGCUGAUCCUCGGCAUGCGGCUCGCGCGCGCCACUGUCCGCGUAUUCCGGCACAACGAUGUGAAACACCUCGAGCAGCUCGCUAGAGCCGGCAUCGCUGAGGGGAAGUGGAGGAAGAUUGUAGUUGUGGUAGAGGGCGUCUACAGCAUGGAGGGGUCGAUAGUCCCGCUGCGAGCGGUGGUGGCGCUGAAGAAGCAGCUCGGCCUGCAGCUGUACCUGGACGAGGCGCACUCCAUCGGCGCGCUGGGCCCCAACGGCCGCGGCGUCACUGACUACUGGGCAGUGUCGCCCGCCGACGUCGACGUGCUGAUGGGCACCUUCACGAAGAGCUUCGGCGCUGCCGGCGGCUACAUCGCCGGCAGUGCGCGGAUGGUGCGCGCGGUGCGCGGCGCGGGGCACGCGGCGACGUACGCGCACGCCAUGUCGCCGCCCGUGGUGCAGCAGGUGCGCGAGGCGCUGCACACCAUGCGCGCGCCCGCCGGCCGCGACCGCUUCCGCGCGCUGCAGCGCAACGUGCACUACUUCCGACAGAGGCUCGAGAGCAUGGGCGUGGUGGUAUUCGGUCACCCGGACUCGCCGGUGGUGCCGAUGCUGGUAUACACGUUCAGCAAGAUGGCGGCGACUGUGGAGCUGCUUACAGAGUGCGGCAUCGCCACCGUCGGCGUCGGCUUCCCCGCCACACCUCUUAACAAGGCUAGAAUACGGUUCUGCCUGUCUGCGGCGCAUACUCGUGAGCAGCUGGACGCGUGCUUACGCGGCAUUCAGAGCGCCGCCGACACCCUCGGCCUGCGGUACUCGCGCCGCCCGCGCCCGCCGCACUAGCCGCCUCGCCCGCCGCCGCACUACCUCCUACUUCUCGUAUUAUUAUUAUUAUUAUUGUAUUAUUAAUAAAUUAUUUUCACAAG